UUAAACUUUUUAAUUCGCACGAGAUAAGAAAUUUAUGUUUAUCUGCAUUUCACUCAAUUUGUUUUGAUUGCUCACAUCAAGUGUCAGACAUUCGUGAUCUCCUUCAAACCCAUUUCAAGUGUUCUAGUUCAAAUUUAAUCACCCAAGUAAUGCCCCGCCAAAAGGACAUGAUCCCAGAUAUAUUACUAACUCUGGCAGGUGCUGGUUUAAUUUAUGUUUUUGUCCGCCACCGAAAGGGGAUUUACAACCGGCUGCAACGUGCCUUGGACUUCAGGAAUCCCUUGCGUCAUCAAAAAAUUGAAGUGAUUACAACUCCCGCUCGAUGUCGUGAAAUAGUCAGUGCGUUGAAACGAGAUUGUGAGAACUACAAAGUCCUUGGAUUCGACUGCGAAUGGGUAACUGUUGGCGGAUCCCGACGACCCAUCUCCCUACUCCAAUUGGCUUCACAAAGCGGCCUAUGCGGCUUGUUUCGACUCAAUGCUCUUCGAAAUAUCCCAGCCGAAUUAAGGGAGCUCUUACAGGACGAGGAAAUCCUCAAAGUCGGCAUAGUACCUCAAGAAGAUGCUCGAGCCUUGGCCAAGGAGUAUGGAGUCACCGUGGCAAGUACACUCGACCUACGACAUUUAGCACUCAGAGCGGGUCGCAAGCCACUCGGCCUCAGCAAAAUGGCUUACGAUGUCCUGAACGUUGAAAUGGAUAAAGACUGGCGCAUUCGAUGCUCUGACUGGGAAGCAAACGAAUUGACUGAGCGACAACUCAAAUAUGCCGCGAAUGAUGCGCACGUUGCAGUGGAAAUUUUCAAAUUUCUCAUGGAUGGAUUGGUUCCUAGAGGGCUCUUGCAGAGCAAUCGGAAGCGGUGGGAGAACAUUUGGAGCUAUUGCGAGCUAUACCUGGACUGGAAGUUUACUGGAAAUGGUGCAAUUGGGUUGGGAAGCGUAUCCUCACGAAAUAUGAAAGCGAAAAGUAUGGACAAAGUGCAAGGAGGAAAUAAAACAUCGACGAGGACAUUGUAUACACGAUCCAGGAUACUUUACGACAACUGCUUCCUACAAGCUCCAGAUGGUGAACUGCUCUGUACUUGCGAUAGGAAAAAGUCGAAGUGGUACAUUUCACAGAAUCUAGGUACCCUCGUAUCCGAAGACCCAUAUACAGUACGUCUAAAUUUCGAACCAGCUGGACGUGCUGUCGGCGAAGUCGGUAAAUAUUACCAAUUGGCGAAGGAGAAUCAAUGUGUUGUGUGCGGCCGAGCUGAUGCAUAUAUUCGUAAAAAUGUUGUGCCAAGAGAGUACAGAAAGCAUUUUCCAGUCGUAAUGAAAUCUCAUACUUCCCACGAUGUCUUACUGCUUUGUCCCAGUUGUCACCAGCGCAGUAACAUGUCAGAUUUGGCCGUUCGUCACAAGUUAUCCAAAAUGUGUGACGCUCCACUGUCGAAUGAAGAGGGUGGAAAGAGGGCCAAGGAAGUGCCACAACUAAGGCAACUGAGAUCGGCAGCUAGAGCGUUGCUUUAUAAUGUCGAAAAAAUUCCAGAAGAAAAGAAAGAAAUUUUACGGACCGUAGUGUUAGAAAAUUAUCCAAAUGAGCUGGAAAUUACUAAUGAACUCCUAAAUGAAGCUGCUGACAUCGAUAUCAUGGAACAAAUCGACGGCUACGUGUCACACGGCGAGAAGGUUGUUGACGCUUUCAAAGACAAGUUCGGCGGCUUAAUUGAAUUAGAGAAGCUUUGGCGCGAGCAUUUCGUCAACACAAUGCAUCCGAAAUUCCUCCCCGAAUUCUGGUCAAUCAACCACAACGAGAAUCGACUUGAAAUACGCUUGAACGAGGGCCGAAUCAAGGAGGAUGACAUCAAGGUCGCUGGCCUGAAACUGACUAACAAGGAUUCGGACGAGAUUGCAGUGGAUCAGAAGGAUACAGCCGGCGGUACAUAGCCAACGUAGUGGACCGACAAAAGCAAACUUUCUUUUGGUGUAAAUCACAUAUCAGCUUUAUUUUGCCUAUUGGAAACUGCUUUCUCGCUUAUUUUCGUUACAGUACACGUACAAACUAACUACACACUUAUUUGCGACAGUCAAUCGAAAUGUUAUAUUUACAAAUACUUUCUUUGCCUAUUUCCUCUCGUUUAAAAAUUAUUUACAUUGUUCCGGUCCAGAUUCUCACUCUGCGACGUUCAUUUUGCUUCCAUCACGACUUCCUACCGCAAAAACAUAUUUUUUCUAACUAAAUAAAUUCAAUACCUUCGUA
This is a messenger RNA of Hermetia illucens (black soldier fly), 2238 nucleotides long. RefSeq names its product exonuclease 3'-5' domain-containing protein 2 (gene Exd2). NCBI's taxonomy places the organism in Eukaryota, Metazoa, Arthropoda, Insecta, Diptera, Stratiomyidae. Gene Ontology annotation, molecular function: 3'-5' exonuclease activity; nucleic acid binding. The transcript has 9 exons. Gene Ontology annotation, biological process: nucleobase-containing compound metabolic process. Bases 150 to 1925 code for a protein of 591 amino acids. Gene Ontology annotation, cellular component: nucleus; cytoplasm. The record is from RefSeq and is a predicted model, not a curated record.